AUGGCGGAGCUUGGAAGUGUUAGGGAAUUCCUCGCCGGAAAGAGCGUUUUAGUGACUGGUGCAACAGGAUUCCUAGCCAAAAUUCUUGUGGAGAAGAUAUUAAGGAUUCAACCAAACAUUAAAAACUUAUACCUCCUUGUAAGAGCAUCAAGUCCUGAUUUAGCUUCCCAACGCUUGCACAAUGAGAUCUUUGGGAAGGACUUGUUCAGGGUGCAACGUGAUAAAUGGGGUGCAGAUUUUAGUUCCUUUAUAUCCAAGAGAGUAGUGGCUGUUGCAGGCGAUGUGUCUCUUGAAAAGUUGGGAGUAAAAGACGAAAACCUUUGUGAAAAGAUGUUGGAAGAGAUAAAUAUUGUAGUACAUGCUGCCGCAACUACCAAGCUUGAUGAGAGAUACGAUGUUGCAAUGGGUACCAAUAUGGUGGGAGCUUUUAAUGUUUUGAACUUCGCCAAAAGUUGUCGUAAGAUAGAGGUUCUUCUUCAUGUAUCUACUGCUUAUGUGAGUGGACAGCCGAAAGGACAUAUAACUGAGGAACCCUUCCGUAUGGGUCAGACGCUAAAAAUAUCUUCAAGAUUAGACAUCAACUUAGAAAAGCAGUUGAUAGAGGAAAAAUUGAGUGAACUUCAAGCAGAGAAUUCCAAUGAAGAAACAAUCACGUCAAUAAUGAAGAAAUUUGGAAUUAUAAGGGCAAGGUUGCAUGGAUGGCCAAACACCUAUGUAUUUACCAAAGCAAUGGGAGAGAUGAUUGUAGCAAAUAUGAAAGAAAAUCUACCUUUGAUCAUUGCACGUCCCACAAUGGUACUCAGCACUCGCUCUGAACCCUUUCCGGGUUGGAUUGAAGAAGUGAGAACUAUGGACUUUUUGGUUGUUGAGUAUUGUAAAGGAAUGAUAACAAGCUUUGUUGGUCAUCCAACGACAAUCAUAGAUGUGAUACCUGCAGACAUGGUGAUAAAUUCUAUGAUCAUAGCAUUGGUAACUUAUUCUAAAACUUCUUCCAAGAGUUUGAUCUACCAUAUUGGCUCUUCUUUCAGAAAUCCCUUCAAACUUUCCGACCUUUAAGAUAUUAUGUAUUGUUAUUUUUCAAAUAAUCUAUGGCUAAGCAAAUAUAGAAAGCCAUCAACUGUCACCAAAAAACUAACAUUAUACUCCACCAGCUUGGAUGAGUUUCACCAAAAUAAGGUACUACUGUAUUGUGCUGUUUAUUGCACUGAAUAA
This is a messenger RNA of Abrus precatorius (Indian licorice), 1212 nucleotides long. Its product is annotated as fatty acyl-CoA reductase 8-like. Gene Ontology annotation, molecular function: alcohol-forming very long-chain fatty acyl-CoA reductase (NADP+) activity. The record is from RefSeq and is a predicted model, not a curated record. Lineage: Eukaryota; Viridiplantae; Streptophyta; Magnoliopsida; Fabales; Fabaceae. Gene Ontology annotation, cellular component: intracellular membrane-bounded organelle. The transcript is spliced from 8 exons. Gene Ontology annotation, biological process: long-chain fatty-acyl-CoA metabolic process; suberin biosynthetic process.